AGUGUCUGCAUUUUUAUUUUUUUUAUCUUUUUAUUCAUCACAGGUACAAGUACGGUACGGUAUUACCGGUACCGGUAUUUUCAUUGUUCGUCGUCCCUCCUUUUUUGCUUUCUUUUUCUCCUUUUUCUUUUUCCUCCUCCUCGCUGGGUAAAGGGUGACGAAUCAGAAGAAAGCAUAGACGAAGCCGUGGGCACAGCCCGAAAGCCAAAAUAGCAACUCUCCUGCUCUUUGGCCAGUCUCAUUCGCCCGUACUUAUAGGCCUGCAGUCGUCACAGCAUCUACCUGUAGUCCUACCUCCUACGUCCUCGCCUUCACCCUCUCUCCCUUCCCCUUCGCUCCCCCCUAAUCCACCUUCCAACCCUCCCACCAUCGAACCAUCUUUGUUCCCCUCAUUCGUUCUGCCUCUGUCUCUGAGCCCCAGUCAAUCGCUACGAAUCACUCUCCCGGAGCAAGCGCCCUCUUUCCGAACCCCUAACACGCGUUUCGUGAGAAGACAAGUAAAAGGAAACAUCCCUCUUUAGGCUCGGUGAUCUCAAAAGGCAAGUGUCUAAACUGUGAUCUCGAAGGGUUUCCGCUUUUUUUUCCUUUUUUUCUUCCCUUCUUCACCCCUCAUCGAUAUUCCGGUUUUGCACUUUUUGCUUUCCCUUCCUAUUUCAUAUAUUCGCUGUACCCGAAUUCCCUUAUUACCUUUCUGAUCCUUGUGGCUGGGCUGUACAAUUGUUACAUGUCGAACUGUAUCAUAGGCUGUCCCGAAUACAAUAGCCCUUCCCUGUUGCAGGGACGAAGCAUUGCCAGACCAACCCUCAUCUGAAACUUUUGCAUUUGCUUCAAGCUCCUCUUUUUUUUUUUUUUUUUUUUCUCCCUCCCACACGUUGCUUGCAUCCUUCUUGUCUGUGUCCGCCUUUGUCUGGCUGCCGUUGUGAUUGCUGGCCGGUUGGAUGCUCUCUUGGUAGUCGGUUCUUGGCUGCUAGGCCCUCUAUUUUCCUAGCUCCCACGUCUUUCAUUGGCUUCCUUCCCGUCCCCUCUUUCAGCCUCCUUCUUUGGCUGACUGCUCUCUUGCUCCCUGCUAACAUAAAAGUCAAUAGGGCCCCACACCCAACCUCCUCUCGAUUUCUCCAUUCAGUGUUUGAACGGACUUCUCGCAAGCACUCAAGGUUUAUCAAGGGAAAGACAGACAAAUCUUUCCUCCCCCUCCUCCCCCCUGCCAAUUUCCUCAAUUGUUGCGAUCCUUCUCCAUUUUAUUUCCCCCUCUCCACUUUGUCUGUCCCUCACGAGACAAUGUCCCGUCGUUCGAUUUCCCUCCUGAGUUCGUUGCUCUUCGUUCUGUUGCUCUUCAGUCCCACCAUCCUUGCGGACAAUGAGCAGCAGUUCCAAGACCUCCUGAGGGACGUCCCGGAGGAUAGACUCCAUGCAGCCCUCCACGACUAUGGCGGGUCCAAGUUCAAGCAUGGUGUGUUCCCCGGCGACCGACCUGCCCUUGAUGUCAUCCACCGCGAACGGGCUGCUGAUGCCACCCGUCUAGUCAAGCUGGCGAAACGGCAAUCGAAUACUACUACUACUAGUCGUGACACCGCUACUACACCUCGCACAACCCCGACAACUGCUGUCACCACUCCGCCUUCAUCGGCCAGUCCGACAACGCGUGGGCCGACAACUACCAAUUCUAACAGCGAUUCAAACCCUGCAUCUGCUGCCGCCAGGAGAACUACUUCCCUCACCUCAAAACUCACCAGGACCGUCACUGGUCCGGAUGGUGUGAGCACCAUCACAGACACCGCUGUUGUUGUCGCUACGUCCAGUGAUGAAUCCGUUGUCACGCCAGAGGCGACUCCAGCAAUCACUACAAGCGGUGGUGGGCUUCAGAACGUUGGAUUGAGGGUUAGCGGAGGGGAUAGUGUGAUUGUAGCUGUUAUUGCUGCAUUGGGCUUCUUCAUGCUAUAAGGGGUUGAUGCGAUAAAAACGGGCAUGGCUAUCUUUCGAUUGUAACGGCUCAUGACAAAUCUUUUUUUUUUUUUCUCCUUUCAUAUUUCGCACGGAUUUCCUUGCAUUCUUUCGCGGAGAUGGAAUGACUACCAUCUGGAGCCGGGCAUGGGUGGAUGUGCGUCCGGAAUAAUUGAGUUUAGACGGAAGGGUGGAUUAUCGGCCACCCUUGCAGCAGAUUGUUUUGCAUUGCGGUUACUCAUUUGUACUCUUUUACAUUGCUAUCCCUUAUUAUGUAUGCCCCCCCUCUAGUACGUAUUUUUUUUUUUUUUGGGUUGGGCAUCCCUUAUUGUUGUAAUGUCUUUUUUUUUCUGCACAUAAAAGCUCUCCUUUACGGUGUUUGUUUUAACCAUAUCAUAGGUUCGGGGUGGUGGAUUUUUUCCCCUCCAUGCUUUGGGAUGCAAUUUGAAAGUGAUAAUAAC
Messenger RNA from Tuber aestivum (summer truffle), 2402 nucleotides. Lineage: Eukaryota; Fungi; Ascomycota; Pezizomycetes; Pezizales; Tuberaceae. The record is from the annotation of a GenBank genome assembly.